Cannabis sativa is the source of this 1128-nucleotide messenger RNA. RefSeq lists its product as uncharacterized. NCBI's taxonomy places the organism in Eukaryota, Viridiplantae, Streptophyta, Magnoliopsida, Rosales, Cannabaceae. The transcript is spliced from 7 exons. The record is from RefSeq and is a predicted model, not a curated record. The coding region runs from base 129 to 797 and encodes 222 amino acids.
CAAAUUGCCGACUGGGAUUGAAUCUUCUCAACCAAGUCAAACCAAAACUGUUUAUUUUAUUUUGAGUUUCCCAAUUCAGCUCAAGGGUUUCGGCGCUAUUUUUCGAAUUGAGAAACCUUUCCAUCAUAAUGGAUGAUUUUACCGAAGAAUUAGAGCCCUUGUUCGAUUACAGGCGUAUUCAACCACACAAUUUCGUUUGCCUCGAUGACGAUGAUGAGUUGAGUCCCUGUCCAGCUUCUCCAAAAAGGAGGAAAGUUGAGGUUGAGAAGGUGGUGAGAAAUGGGAAAGUAGUUGAUAUACUUGAUAGUGAAGAAAAGGAAAAUGAGGACUGGCUUCCGCCUCCACCCAAAAUUUCUCGCAAUGCUAGGAUUCUUGCUGAGAAUUCCACCAUUAAAGAGUUGAGAUUAAAGAAUAAAGAGCUAGUAUCAUUUGCUCAAUCAACCCAAGAUGUACUGAAAGCUAUAGAAGAGUCUGCUAAGCAAGAGCUCAGUAAAUCAUUGCAGCUUUCUUUGGAUGCUGCUGCUGAAGAUAACCCAAAGCCACCUUCAAAACCAUGUGCUGAAAGAGCUAAAAUAGUUAUUUCUAUCCAGGACAAAGAUGGACUAAAGCAAUUUCGUAUAUACAUGGAUGAUAAGUUUGAGAGGCUAUUCAAAUUAUAUGCCGAUAAAGUUAAGCUUGACAGACAGACUCUAGCAUUUCGUUUUGACGGUGAUACAGUAGGUCCAGAAUCAACUCCUGCAGCUUUGGGAAUGGAGGAUGAUGACCUUAUUGAAGUUCAUGUUAAGUCAACCCGAUAAGGUUUAGAGGACAUAAGCUAUGGUUUUCGAAAGGCCAGAAUGCACUCGGUGUUGAAUCCUUUUUUCGGGUUAUGACAACUAUUGACUCGUUGUUUUUCUUCUUCUUCAUUUUGGGGGGUUUAGAUAUAUUAUGGCCAUAAGUGUACAGCUUCUUUUUAAUUUCUCUAUAGAACACUUUAUUCUCUUUAGAACUUUGCUUUGGAUAAAUGGUAUUCUGGCAAUUUUGACAAGUCAUAUGUACUAAUGAUGAUUAUUGACUUAUCUUUAUCAAUGUUUCCUUAAACAACAUCAUAACAAUAUAAAUGCAAAAGAUGGAAGUUUUCAUUUUUAA